AACCAAGUGAUUUCGACGUUGUCGGAAGCUGAUAGGUGACCGGCUGGUAAUUUCUGUCGCUACGGGUGAGCGGGGAACGAGCCACGUGUUGCAGUACCUGGAAGCGCUGAUUUUUUGAGGUUAAGUUGCCGCUGUGUGGUUUGUUGAAAUGAGCCAAGGAGGCAUGGUUUCAUCCAUCGAGCCGUUCCGCAAGGGUUCUUCGUUUUCGGACUGGAUUUGCCGUCUGAAAUAUACAUUCGACGAUCUAGCGAAACCUGGAACCAGUUCAGAGAAGCAGCUCACGGACAUGAUGGGUCGAUUGACAACAGCUGGCGACAUGGCUGGAAGUGACAGCGAUGAUAGUUACUCCGAAUGGAACUCAGGUGAAUUGCAGUGUAUGUGUGUGGAGUCCAUUAAUAAGAUUAGUGAGCCAUGUUUGAUGAAUGUCAAACUUGAUGAUAUUUUGGUGUCGAUGGAAGUAGAUUGUGGUUCUACGGUUACUGUGAUGGGCAAGAGCCAAUAUUUUACUCUUUUUGACAAACCUUUGAAACAAUGUGAUAAGCAACUUUUGGUGGUGAACGGAAACAAGCUGGAAAUUGAGGGAGAAACAGAUGUGUUAGUUGAGCUCAAUGGUUCUAGACAUGUUUUGAAGCUUCUUAUUUUGAAUUCAAACUUUAAAUUUAUUCCACUUUUUGGCAGGAACUGGAUGGAUAUUUUCUUCUCUCAAUGGAGGCAAUUUUUUUCUAGCAAUUUGAUUGUUGAUGAACAAGUCAAUAGUUUAACUACACCAAAACGUGAAGAAUUGAUUGAGGAAAUUAAAAAUGAUUAUGGUGAGGUUUUCAUUAAGGAUUUUUCUACUCCUAUUAAAGGUUUUGAAGCUGAAUUGGUUUUGAGGAGUGAUGUGCCCAUUUUUAAAAAGGCUUAUGACGUACCUUACAGGUUAAGGGAGAAAGUUUUAAUUUAUUUAGAUCGAUUGGAGAAACAAAAUGUGAUAACUCCGGUAAAGUCGAGUGACUGGGCGUCUCCUGUUAUUGUUGUAAUGAAAAAAGAUAAUCAGAUUAGAUUGGUGAUUGACUGCAGGGUCUCAAUCAACAAGGUGUUGGUUCCAAAUUCCUAUCCUUUGCCGGUUGCAUGUGAUUUAUUUGCUAAAUUGGCAAAUUGCAAGGUUUUUUGUUGUUUGGAUUUGGAGGGAGCUUAUACUCAACUUGCUUUAUCGGAGAGGUCCAGAAAAUUUAUGGUUAUUAAUACUAUUAAAGGUUUGUUUACAUAUAACCGUUUACCACAGGGGGCUUCUCCUAGUGCGUCAAUUUUUCAAUUUGUCAUGGACCAAAUAUUGGGUGGCAUUGAAAAUGUUUUCUGUUACUUGGAUGAUGUGUUAAUAGCAGGAGAGAAUGUUGAUGAUUGUCGUCAGAAGCUGUUAAUUGUUUUGGACAGACUUGCGAAGGCAAACAUUAAAGUAAAUUGGGAAAAGUGCAAAUUUUUUGUGCCUGAAUUAAAUUAUUUGGGACAUAUUAUUGGGGAGAAAGGUUUAAUGACCAGCCCUGACAAAAUUUCAACUAUACAAAAAGCUAAAGUGCCUACAAAUGUACAUGAACUAAAGUCUUAUUUGGGAUUGAUUAAUUAUUAUAACAGAUUUGUGCCUAAUUUAUCUUCCAAGUUAUAUCAUCUCUACAAUUUGUUGAGGAAAAAUGUUAAAUUUGUCUGGAGUCAUGAUUGUGACACGGCAUUUCAAGAAAGUAAACAAUCUUUGAUUAAAGCCAAUAUUUUGGAGUUUUAUGAUCCCCAUAAAGAAAUUGUUGUGGUGUCUGACGCCUCGGGCUAUGGUCUGGGAGGAGUAAUUGCUCAUGUAAUUGACAAGGUUGAAAAACCAAUUAGUUUUACCUCUUUUAGUUUAGAUGACGCACAAAAAAAGUAUCCAAUUCUGCAUUUGGAAGCUUUGGCAUUAGUUUGUACUAUUAAGAAAUUUCAUAAAUAUUUAUUUGGACAAGAGUUUAUUGCUUACACUGAUCACAAACCCUUGCUGGGGAUUUUCGGCAAGGAGGGCAAAAACUCAAUAUUUGUAACGAGACUUCAACGCUAUAUUUUGGAGCUGUCCAUUUACAAGUUUGAGCUCAGAUACAGGCCUUCUGCGAAAAUGGGAAAUGCGGAUUUUUGUUCGCGAUUUCCAUUGGAGCAGGCGGUGCCUGCUGAGUUAGAUCAAGAUUUUGUUCGGAGCAUAAAUUUCAGUAACACAUUGCCAAUAGAUUAUGUUAUGGUUGCGAAGGUGACAAAGGACGACGUUUAUUUACAACAAAUUAUUAACUAUCUGCGUGAUGGUUGGCCGCUUAAGUUUGACAAACGCUUAAUGGACGUUUUUGCAAAUCAGAAAGAUUUGGAAGUAGUUGAAGGGUGCGUUUUGUACCAGGACAGGGUGGUUAUACCACGUUUAAUGCAAAGCGGAAUUUUGACACUUUUGCAUGCCAAUCACGCAGGGAUAGUGAAAAUGAAACAUGUCUAUUGGUUUGGUAUAAACAAAGAUAUUGAAAGCUUUGUCUCAACUUGUGAUGUAUGCGCUAGCAUGGCAGUGGUGCCAAAACCAAAAAUUUUGUCUCAGUGGACUCCAACAACAAGACCAUUUAGUAGGAUACAUAUUGAUUUUUUCCAUUUUUCUCAUAGCAAUUUUCUUUUAAUUGUGGAUUCAAACACAAAGUGGUUAGAGAUUGAGUGGAUGAAGAAAGGUACGGAUUGUGCCAAAGUAUUGCAGAAAUUGGUUGCAUAUUUUGCAAGAUUUGGGUUACCAGAUGUUUUGGUAUCGGACGGCGGUCCUCCAUUUAAUUCUCAUGCAUUUGUUUCAUUUCUUGAAAAACAGGGCAUUAAGGUGUUGAAAAGUCCACCAUAUAAUCCAUCUAGUAAUGGCCAAGCUGAAAGGCUGGUGAGAACUGCGAAGGAUGUUUUAAAGAAGUUUUUACUAGAACCUGCAAUGGCUGAGAUUGAUUUGGAGAACCAGAUUAGUUUGUUUUUGAUGAAUUAUAGGAACAAUGUAGUUUCUAGUACCGGGCAACUUCCUGCGGAAAAGGUGUUCAAUUAUAAACCUAAAACUUUGCUUGAUUUACUUAAUCCCAAAAACAAUUAUAAGCAGCAUCUUCUCAAGCAACAAUCCUCGCCUGAUGAAAACCUAGAUGAUUGUCUUAGGGAUGUGGAAGUUUCUAAUGACUUUUUAAAAGAUCUGAUUCCAGGGGAUGUUGUAUGGUACAAAAACCAUAAUGCGCAUAUCCCAAACAAAUGGAUUAGAGCACAUUUUCUAAAACAAUUUUCCAAAAACUUAUUCCAGGUGUCGGUUGGAAGCGCUCGGGUGAUGGCCCACAAGAUGCAGCUUAAACCCCAUCACGAGCGUAAGGAGCGCCCGAAUGUGCACCUGUUUCCGGUGGUGCACGGCGAAUACGAGGGCGAGGAGGAAGCAGUUUGUACGGCUGCAGCAGAUAUUAGUUCGGAAGAAGAAUUUCGAGGAUUUCCGGUGAUGGCUGGAGGAAAAAGAAGAAAAAGAAGUGCGCUUACGGCAGAAUUGCCUGAAGAGUAUCCACGCAGAUCAAAAAGGCUCAGAAAGCCGAUUCAUGAUUUGAAUUAUCAAUAUAAUUAG
This is a messenger RNA of Culex pipiens pallens (northern house mosquito), 3595 nucleotides long. RefSeq lists its product as uncharacterized. The coding region runs from base 149 to 3595 and encodes 1148 amino acids. The transcript is spliced from 3 exons. NCBI's taxonomy places the organism in Eukaryota, Metazoa, Arthropoda, Insecta, Diptera, Culicidae. The record is from RefSeq and is a predicted model, not a curated record. Gene Ontology annotation, biological process: DNA integration. Gene Ontology annotation, molecular function: zinc ion binding; nucleic acid binding.